Mercenaria mercenaria is the source of this 1156-nucleotide messenger RNA. Its product is annotated as growth hormone secretagogue receptor type 1-like. Gene Ontology annotation, molecular function: G protein-coupled receptor activity. Gene Ontology annotation, biological process: G protein-coupled receptor signaling pathway. Gene Ontology annotation, cellular component: plasma membrane. The record is from RefSeq and is a predicted model, not a curated record. The transcript has a single exon. NCBI's taxonomy places the organism in Eukaryota, Metazoa, Mollusca, Bivalvia, Venerida, Veneridae. Bases 215 to 1156 code for a protein of 313 amino acids.
CAAACCUUUGAAAUAGAAAUUCAAAUAAGAUUUCAUAAGGCAAUACAUACGCUAGAUUUACAAAACGCAUGUGAUUCACUCUGAAGCAUUUUCUUUUUCCAUUCCAGACCAUCCUUUACCCGUCGUACCAAAAUGGGGAUUCUGGGCAAAACUUCUGUCAACUCCAAUAAUUGUUCUCGUGGGCAUAAUUGGAAACGUGCUCUCCUUCAUUGUCAUGAAGACCAAACCAUUACGUCAUAAAUCGUAUUCGCACUACCUCUGUGCCCUCGCUGUGUUUGAUACUUUGACACUUAUUAUUCGGCAAGCGGAAAGUGUGGAUGAGUACCUCGUGUCGUACCGGAAGACCAGUGGUAUCUUCCAUAACUUCAGUGACAGCAGCUGCAAACUGUACAACUUUACUGCACAUGUUAUAACAUUAAUGUGCUCUUGGUUGGUUGUGUUUAUGGCCGUGGAACGAUUAAUAGCUGUAUGUUUUCCAUUUAAGAAGUUUAACUUACGGAAAGAAACCGGUGCAGCAAUAGCUAUUGCUGUACUUUUUAUCAUAGUUUGUUCGACGCAAUCUUUUCGGUUUUUUAUGAUCGAACAUACUAUUUAUGAUGAGGAUAACAAUAUUCGGGACUGUCUAGCAACAACGGAAUAUAUAGAAAUCUACACAAGUUUGGAUGUAUAUUUCUUUCUUUGGACACUCGUGUUCGUGCUCCCGGUAGCUUUCAUUAUAGUAUGUAACAGCUUUGUCUUGUAUCAUAUAUUCAGAGUGAGAAAGGACCUACACAAGGAAGAUAACUAUCUUACUUACAGAAAUGGGAGAGCGCGUGAGCGGAGAAAUAGAAGCACGUGGAUGCUAUUAAUAGUAACAUUUAUGUACAUAAUAACAUUGUUACCGUUAUUCACCCUCAGUUUGAUAGUAGAUGUAACAAUUAAAGUUGGCUCUCUGGAAACGGCUAGGAACACAUAUAUUGCAUUAAGGCCUUACAUAGAUAUAUCUGUAUCUGUCUCAUUACUUAAUUAUGCUGCAAACUUCUUUAUCUACGUUUUGUCUGGUAAAAGGUUCCGUUUUGAAUUGCAAAAACUAUUUACAAAACAGAGGGUGGUUACAAGAAGUUUUACUGUCAGGAGUACUAGGGAAGAAUAUUUCAAAAUGGUAGUUUAUUCGUAG